This is a messenger RNA of Ostertagia ostertagi, 2373 nucleotides long. Lineage: Eukaryota; Metazoa; Nematoda; Chromadorea; Rhabditida; Trichostrongylidae. The record is from the annotation of a GenBank genome assembly.
AUGGUGCAUCGACCGCAGUCACUGUCGUCGAAAGACGGCUUUGGCUGUCGAGAUCGAUCCCGUUCUGUCGCGCCAUGUACUCACUGUCGUUCGCAUCCUCACUACCCUUCGUCCCUUCGCAAAAGGACGAUAGCAGCUCCCUGGUGUACGUUGUCCACUAUGUCAACUCUACGCGGACACAAAGCACGGAUAACGAUUGCGGUUGGUACAUUAUCUGAGAUGCUUUCAACUAUCGAUUCCAGCAGUUUGACACCGAUCAAUACCGAGACGGCGCCGCAGAUGCAGCUCCGUACGAUUCUACGUCGAAGAGGAGUGAACUCUGCCGUCAAACGCGCGAUAGAAAACGCAUCAGGACUUCUUAAAGUCCGUUAUGACGCAUUGUUGUCCUUUGUUCGGACUCAGGAGAAUUGCGAAGAACUUCAACAAGAAGUCGACCGCUUCUGGGAUGAACAACAAGGCGAGAAGCCUCUGGAAGACGCACAAGUCCUUAUUACAGCUUUGGAUGCGCAACUGCUCAUGGACGACCGAUUCAACUACGUCGGUUGGAAUUGCCAACCUUUGACAGAGAUGUCACGAAGUUCUACGAUUGAUUUCUGGUGCAGAUUCAAGACUGCAGUACAUGAUAACACCAAUAUCUCGUUGUCGACCAAGUUCAUUUACUUGACCAACUCGUUGAAGGGCAGCGCAGCACUCAUUGUUCAAGGCUAUGAUCCAUCGAAGCCAGAAAACUACCAACUUGCUGUACAAGCGCUUCAUAGGCGAUAUGAUCGCCCUAAGUUCACCCACAACCUUUUCCAUCAGAGGUUGGAACAGCUGCCAGCGUCAAGCCAUUCAGCUUCAGUACAACGGGACACACUUUCCCAAAUUCAGUCCUUUAUUCUGCAACUCAAUCGUUACGAGGAUACUACCACCUCGUUGGCACUUAUGAAGACGAUUUUGAAGAAGUUUCCUCGUGAACCGCAGUUGGCAGUCCACAAACUGGAACAUCGUUCAGGGAAAACAUGGACUUUACCGGAGCUUAUAGACGGUCUUAAUGAAGACAUAGAAGAAUCGGAGAGGAGAAGCUGGAAGAUUGCUAUUUCUACAUCUGGAUCCCAGCUCACUACCAACACCGUUUCCGUCAACAGCUCCCGAUCAUCAACACCGGAUCCACGAUACACGAUACGACCCCUCGAUGUGUUCUCCCUCAAUCUCUGCUGGAAAUGUUUCAAGCCAGGUCAUCCUAGUAGAACUUGCAAUCGAGGACCUUGUUCACGAUGUGGUGGAGAACACCAUUAUCUUGUUUGUCUCCAUGCUGGUAGAAGAAGUCGUCCUUCCGAAACGAGCCGAAGACGCUAUACACGAGAAUCCUCUGAUUCAACAUCGAGAAGCCAUUCCCGUGGACGUCAUCAUCGAAGAACGUCAUCCCACGGAAGACGAGCCUCAAGAUCCUCCUCUCGUGAAAGCUCUCAUUCCCCGCAUAGGUCUUAUAGCAGAACACCUUCUCCACGCGGUGAGACAUCACAUAGAUCGAGAACGUCCGAACAUCGCACAGUCCGUUUCCGGUCACCAAUACGUGACGAAAGUCCUAACAACGACAGUCCCAUUGCAAGAAAUCAGACGCAACGUCAGGAAUCCCCAGUUUAUGCAGCGUUGGAUUCCGACGAGGAAUACGAACAAUUAAUGCGUGUGUAUCGUGAUACAAACUCUCCGACGACGCUGCUCUCCACUACAUUGGACACUAGCACCAACUCCAGUCUGAUGACAGUGGAAGCCUUAGCUGUAAAUACACAAGCUAAUAGCGCCGUGUCAGUCACACUUUUACUCGAUACAGGUGCACAACGAAGCUUUGUUCAACAGGAUGCCAUCAACAAGCUUCGAAUUGCAGUCUCGGAGAUAACUCCACUUACCACAGUCACCUUUGGAGGAAUACGUACAACGGAACACUUAGGGAUCACGCAUGUCACCCUUAUCGAUAAACAAAACAAGAAACUCCAGCUUGUCCUCCGUACUAAGGACAAAAUUACGAUUCCAUGUCCCCCUAACAUCGGGUUGGACCACUUAGGUCCCUUUCGGUACAAGGACACGUCUGUUACAACGUCCCAACGUAUGGAUAUCCUUGCUCACCUGUAUGGCUACCAGAGCAAUCCACUUGGAACUCGUUUUGGACAAUUCCACCCAGGAAUUCCUACUUGCAUUUCGCCGCUUCAUCGCACGGCGAGGGACUUCGGAUUAUGUCCUAAGCGACAAUGCCACUACGUUUUGUGCAGCGAACACUGUGUUACAACAGCGUUUCGAGCUAUUCCAGCACUUACCAUCUUCAGUGGAAGCUCAUAUCACACCGUUGUCGUCAUGGAUAGGCGGAUUUUACGAGAGACUCGUAGGCCUCGUUAA